UAUCAUUACUAAGCAAAAUGGCAGCAAACAUGGAUGUCUCAGGAUGUACUGAAGUAUCUCUAGAUAAGAAGAACUAUGGAGUUCCUGAUUUCAUGGCUGAAGGACCUACUGGAGUCAAAUCAGGCAUUGUUUCAUCUCAUCCUCUAGAGAAAUCAGAGAAGAAUUUCUGGAAGAAUCAGCAGGAACAGGAGUUUGCCAAUUUGAGGAAGCUCCAGGGAUUGCACGCACCUCUCCGGCUCAUGAUGGAGCGCAGUAUAGUCACACAGUCUGAGAGCCCUAGUGUAUUCCCAUCAUCUAAUGCCUUGGCAGAUGCUCUAUCAGGAAGAGAUAGCAUCAUUGGAUUCGAAGAUAUCCUCAAUGUUCCUGAAAACAGCGAGAUGAUGGGCAAUGCUCAUGCGAUGUAUGAACGCAAGAUGGGUAUCUUUUGAUGAAGAGUGUAUCAACACAAGAUGGAUCACUUUAGAUGGGAUGGUAGCAGGACCUGGCUAUCAGGCAGUUUCUGUAUUUAAUGUUUAUUUGUAAAUGACACGUACAUGUAGAUUGUAGCACCCAUGUGAACAUGAAUGUAAGUCUAUAGGAUUUCAAGAUUCUUUAAAGAUACUUAGGCAGAUUAAAAAUAUCCCACAUUGUAUUUAAUAACAUUACUUUGAUUCAGUAAUGUUUCCCUUUUAUAAACCAGGUUAUAUGUUCUGUUGACAAGGUUGUUAAUUUUUGUAUGCACUAUAAAGAUCUUUACUCUGGAUCACACAUUCUAACGAUAAGUGUCACCUACUGAUACUAGAAUGAACAUGUGAAGACGUCCCAUACAUUGUAGUGUAGUUACAGUUUAUAAAAAGCUUUGAUGGACGAUCCUUUGGAAAUUCCAGAGACAUAAAAAUCCAUCUGGUUUGAGGAGUUUUUUAACAUCAUUUGACUUUUAGGCUCUCCUCCAACACAUUCAGUGAAGCCUAAUGGAAAGUCUCAGCACAACAUAUCCCUGAGGGGCAUAGAUUGAUUUUCCGGUCUAGGUUUCAUCUAACUAUGGUGCUUCUUACCCAAUAGAAAUAGCAAAAUGGUGAAGUAGUUUUUAAUAAACUUACAAAUUAAAUACUUGUUUGCAGAUGCCAAUACCAUUGUGUUUAUGUUCUACCUGUUGAGUAUCCUACUAAGACCCUUGACUAAUUUAGCAAGGUGUUUUCUAGUCGUCUAUCAAGGAGGAAUGAGUCGUUAUACACACCCUUUCCUUUUGCUAAAAGUGCAUAUCUAUGCGGUUUUGAUGCAUAUCUAAGCAUUGUCCAUCUGUAAUGAAUGUGGAACAAUAAAUAGGUUUUUUUUUUUUAAUAAAGAUAGGAAACAUCAUCCCUUGUCAUGUAGAAAGAUCCCUUGUUCUCAUGUAAAAAACCAGGUACAUUAUGCAUUUUAAGCAUGUUAACAACAUUGACCUUUCUAGACAGGUUUCCAUAAAAUAGAAUAUGUUGAACACAUUAUUUUAAUUUUGUUCACCAUUCUAAAGAUGUUGAAAGCUAACCCUGCUGAGUCACGUAUACAGCAAAGUCUCAGCUUUCUCAAUUGCAUCAAGAGAGGGGGUACUUCCACUUUUUGAGUCUGGUUAGAUGCUUUGUGUAUGGGUCAUUUUUGUUCAUUUUAUUUCAAUGAGAAGUAAAAUGUAUUGCUUUGUGUUUUAAAUGUGAAUGAAAUUCCAUAGGUGUUCUGUCAACCUAUUUCUUUUUUCAUUUCACACAUUGUAAAUAACUUAAUAAAUCAUUAAAGAUGAAAAUGUU
This is a messenger RNA of Strongylocentrotus purpuratus (purple sea urchin), 1760 nucleotides long. It is a transcript of the gene pomp, whose product is annotated as proteasome maturation protein. The transcript is spliced from 6 exons. Gene Ontology annotation, biological process: proteasome assembly. The record is from RefSeq and is a predicted model, not a curated record. Gene Ontology annotation, cellular component: cytoplasm; nucleus. The coding region runs from base 18 to 428 and encodes 136 amino acids. Lineage: Eukaryota; Metazoa; Echinodermata; Echinoidea; Camarodonta; Strongylocentrotidae.